Molecule: messenger RNA, 3057 nt
Organism: Oncorhynchus gorbuscha (pink salmon)
Lineage: Eukaryota; Metazoa; Chordata; Actinopteri; Salmoniformes; Salmonidae
Product: zinc finger protein 883-like
Exons: 2
Coding region: 308-2449 (713 amino acids)
Biological process (GO): negative regulation of transcription by RNA polymerase II
Molecular function (GO): RNA polymerase II cis-regulatory region sequence-specific DNA binding; DNA-binding transcription repressor activity, RNA polymerase II-specific
Source: RefSeq, a predicted model, not a curated record
AUUCUGCCCCUGAAGAGGCAGUUAACCCACUCUUCCAAGGACGUCAUUGAAAAUAAGAAUUUGUUCUUAACUGACUUGCCUAGUUAAAUAAAGUUUAAAAAAAAUACAUGUGAAAAAAAAUAAAGUAGUUUUGAAAGGUAAUGACUGGUAUAAUACAUAUGGUGGAAACUAGCCCAUGCCUCCACCAACCCAAUACUAUUAGAUUAGUAGGAAGUUGUGAACGAUUGAACAUUUAAGCAAAAAGGUGAUAUUCUAGGGAUGCACCCAAAUUAGAGGUGUGGACUAAAUUAAUAAAAUAUUUGGUUUAAUGAUACUGUUUAAUAUUUAUUGUGGCCAACAGGACAAAGCUAUUCCCUUCCCCUCCACCUUCCCGGAGUCCCCAGGUCAAACGUCUCCCAGGACCGCUUUACUGCUGGGUCUGGUUGACUGCAGGAAAACACCGGGGCAGAGAGGAGAAGAAGAGAAGGAAGAUGGAGAUGUGAUUUCAUUAAGUAAGAACCAUGGGGACAGCCCUAACCGUUGCUCUCUCAGUGGGAGGGGCUUAUCAUCUGCGGAGCCUCGACAACGUGAUGAUGCUGACAAGACUGAGAAGAGUCUCUCCAGACCAGAACACCUCAAGAAACACCAUCAGAGACUUACAGGGAAGAAACCUCACCACUGCUGCUUUGACUGUGGAAAGAGUUCUGCUAAACAGAGGGAAUUGGACAUUUACAAGCAGAUUCACACUGGGAGGAAAAUGUACCGCUGCUCUCAGUGUGGGAAGAGUUUUGCUGCAUCUAAAACCUUACAAUCUCAGAGAAUUCAUACAGGGGAGAGGCCUUACCCCUGCUUUGAUUGUGGGAAGAGCUUCAGUCAAUCAAGGGCCCUGACAACACACCAACGCAUACACACAGGAGAGAAGCCUUACAGCUGUGAUCAGUGUGGGAAGAGCUUCAGGAACUCAGGACACCUGACUAGACAUAAACGCAUACACACAGGAGAGAAGCCUUACAGCUGUGAUCAGUGUGGGAAGAGCUUCCGGAAGUCAGGACACCUGACUAGACACCAACGCAUACACACAAGAGAGAAGCCUUACAGCUGUGAUUGGUGUGGAAAGAGCUUCAAUCAAUCAGGAGAUCUGGCAACACACCAACGCAUACACACAGGAGAGAAGCCUUAUAGCUGUGAUCAGUGUGGGAAGAGCUUCAAGAACUCAGGACACCUGACUAGUCACAAACGCAUACACACAGGAGAGAAGCCUUACAGCUGUGAAGAGUGUGGGAAGAGCUUUGCACUGUCCGGAACUCUGACUACACACAAACGCAUACACAAAGGAGAGAAGCCUUAUAGCUGUGAUCAGUGUGGGAAGAGCUUCAAUCAUUCAGGAUCCCUGAUUACACAUCAAUACAUACACACAGGAGAGAAGCCUUAUAGCUGUGAUCAGUGUGGGAAGAGCUUCAAUCAUUCAGGAAAUCUGACUUCACACCAACGCAUACAUACAGGAGAGAAGCCUUAUAUCUGUAUUCAGUGUGGGAAGAGCUUCAGGAAGUCAGGACACCUGACUGAACACCAGUGCAAACACACAGGAGAGAAGCCUUAUAGCUGUGAUCAGUGUGGGAAGAGCUUCAAUCAAUUAGGAGACCUGACUAAACACCAACGCAUACACACAGGAGAGAAGCCUCAUAGCUGUGAUCAGUGUGGGAAGAGCUUCAAUCAUUCAGGAUCCCUGGUUACACACCAACGCAUACACACAGGAGAGAAGCCUUAUAGCUGUGAUCAAUGUGGGAAGAGCUUCAAUCAAUCAGGAGACCUGACUCUACACCAACGCAUACACACAGGAGAGAAGCCUUAUAGCUGUUAUCAUUGUGGGAAGAGCUUCAGGAACUCAGGACAACUGACUGCACACCAGCGCACACACACAGGUGAGAAGCCUUAUAGCUGUGAUCAGUGUGGGAAGAGCUUCAGUCAAUCAGGAGUCCUGACUAAACACCAACGCAUACACACAGGAGUGAAGCCUUAUAGCUGUGAUCAGUGUGGGAAGAGCUUCAAUCAAUCAGGAUACCUAACUAUACACCAACGAAUACACACAGGAGAGAAGCCUUAUAGCUGUCAUCAGUGUGGGAAGGGUUUUGCUCAAGCUUCCACCCUGACUGCACACCAACGUAUACACACAGGAGAGAAGCCUUAUAGCUGUGAUCAGUGUGGGAAGAGCUUCAAUCAAUCAGGAUCCCUAACUAAACACCAACGAAUACACACAGGAGAGAAGCCUUAUAGCUGUGAUCAGUGUGGGAAGAGUUUUGCUCAAGAUUUCGCCCUGACUAUACACCAGCUCUCACACACAGGAGAGAAACCUUAUUCCUGUCUAUGUGGAAAGAGCUUUGCUCAUUCAGGGUCACUGAAAAAACACCAGAAAUCACAAACAUGUUUUCUUUCAUCUCCCUCCUCUCCGGCACCGGUUCCAGAUCCCUAAAAGCUUCAAUAGAAAACAUCUUGUAAAGAGUCAUCCAUUUCCCAUUCUCUAACUAAGUCUGGUUACCAUGGUAACCUGUGUAUCAUAAUAUGCAGCUCUGGAUCCAUAUGUAUCAAGCGUCUUGGAGUAGGAGUCCUGUGUGUGGGGGGGUUUUCAGAGCUGUAUCUUUUUUCAUCAACUCCUGUUAUCCAUUAAAGAACUGUAUAAUGUAGAAUAAUGUUUCAACAAUACUCUGUGUGUAUUCAUGUUUUCAAUAGAUUAAUAAUUAAAUCCAUUAUCUGAUCAACGUCUGCUUAUCACAUUACAGACUUUUAAAAUCUAUAAUAAUUCAUUUUUUAUAAGGAGCAUAGGCCUCUUGUAUAAUUUUUGUUGGUCCUAAAGAUGUUAACAUUUCUUUUUAAAACCCUUCAUCAGGUUUUACUGUCGCUUAUGAGACAUAAGGAAGUGUGGUCAAAAAUACUAUUAGUGUGGUCAAAUGAUGUUGUUGCAUUUGUUUUCAAUUAUUUUAAUGGGUAUGUCUUUCAACUUUCCUUAUUGUACAGUACCAGUCAAAAGUUUGUCCACAUUUAAUCAUUACAGGGUUUUUCUUUAUUUGACUGUUUUCUACA